UCCUAUUUAGGUUUUCUUUCAUUCAACAAACUUCAGCAGCAGCCAAAACAAAAAAAAAAUCAGCAAUGGGAAGAAGACCUGCUAGGUGUUAUCGUCAGAUUAAGAACAAGCCAUAUCCUAAGUCGCGAUACUGUCGUGGUGUUCCCGAUCCAAAAAUUAGGAUCUAUGAUGUUGGCAUGAAGAAGAAGGGAGUUGAUGAGUUCCCUUUCUGUGUUCAUUUGGUCAGUUGGGAGAAGGAGAAUGUGUCAAGUGAGGCACUUGAAGCUGCACGUAUUGCAUGUAACAAGUACAUGACGAAGUUUGCGGGAAAAGAUGCUUUCCAUUUGAGGGUAAGAGUUCAUCCUUUCCAUGUGUUGCGUAUCAACAAGAUGUUGUCGUGUGCUGGGGCUGAUAGGCUCCAAACUGGUAUGAGGGGUGCUUUUGGCAAACCCCAAGGUGUGUGUGCUCGUGUUAGCAUUGGUCAAGUCCUCCUUUCUGUUCGUUGCAAGGAUACCAACAGCCCACAUGCACAAGAGGCUCUACGUCGUGCUAAGUUCAAGUUCCCUGGUCGUCAAAAGAUCAUUGUCUCAAGGAAAUGGGGAUUCACCAAGUUUAGCCGAACAGAUUAUGUGCAAUGGAAAUCUGAGAACCGUAUCAUGAAUGACGGAGUUAAUGCUAAGCUUCUUGGAUGCCAUGGACCCCUUGCCAAUCGUCAGCCUGGAAGAGCUUUCUUGGAUGCUGUUGCUUAAUUGCAGUUUUUCAUUGAAGACGUAUUUGGGCUACACUCUUUUUAGUAUUUCUGAACUCAGUUUUGUUGAUGUUGGAGAUUCAUUGCUGUCUUGUAUGUUCACUACAUUUGACGGUUAUUCCUUUAUGUUUGGGUACCGCAAUGAAAGACUCGUUUGUUAUUAGACUUCA
This is a messenger RNA of Erigeron canadensis, 897 nucleotides long. RefSeq names its product 60S ribosomal protein L10-like. Gene Ontology annotation, biological process: translation; ribosomal large subunit assembly. Gene Ontology annotation, molecular function: structural constituent of ribosome. Gene Ontology annotation, cellular component: cytosolic large ribosomal subunit; ribosome. Bases 66 to 728 code for a protein of 220 amino acids. Lineage: Eukaryota; Viridiplantae; Streptophyta; Magnoliopsida; Asterales; Asteraceae. The transcript has 4 exons. The record is from RefSeq and is a predicted model, not a curated record.